AUGAAGCCUGAAGCAAUGAGAAUCAUCAAUGCAUUUGGGCUCAAACCGAUACACAUUGCUACUAUUCGCGGCCAAAAGGGCAAUGUUUCCAUGCUUGUGAACGCAGGCACAAACGUGAAUGAGCAAACAAGGCAUGGCAUAACACCACUCAUGUUGGGUGCAUUGUUUGGGCAUAUUGACAUAGUGGCCCUGCUCAUCAAGAAUGGGGCUGAACGGUCGAUCCAGGACGCUGAACAAAGAACAGCGAAAGAGUUCAAACCUAGUCAGGACACACUGGAACGCUUUCGAAAGGAUAUCCAAGAAGCUUCAAGGACGCUGUUAUUCAGCGGAGGUGGUGCGUUGCCGGAAAAGAAUCCGGAAAAUAUUACGACGGUGCGAUACUUUCAAAGGGUUCCUGGAAGGUGCUUCGCAGCCACACGGGACGUCAUGCUUCUCUGUGUCCCCAAAAGGAGAAGUGACAUUGUGGAAAAAGGUUGUUUCGGUCCACAAUGGAUCUGGCCGACAGGAUACAACGCCAGCAAUCAUUGUGCGGGCGGACAAGAAAGCCAUACUCCAAUGGGCGUUCUCGGGUUGGACCACCGGCAGCAUCGGUCACCAUACUGUCAAUAG
Molecule: messenger RNA, 609 nt
Organism: Pyricularia oryzae 70-15
Lineage: Eukaryota; Fungi; Ascomycota; Sordariomycetes; Magnaporthales; Pyriculariaceae
Exons: 2
Coding region: 1-609 (202 amino acids)
Molecular function (GO): protein binding
Source: RefSeq, a predicted model, not a curated record